GUACAUAUACAGUUGCACGUUGGAGGCUCAAUCACUAUUUCCAAUUUUCCAUUUCGAAUCUACAGAACAUUUGGAUUUGGAUACCACGAUGCCAAAAAAAUGGAGAGUAGAACUCAUAUCGUCAUUAUCCUUACUGGGACUGUGAACGAGUGUCGUUCCAUAUCGAUGAAUUCAAACUUGGAACCCUAAAUGGCUUUCCAUUCAUCUCCAAUUGUGGUUUAUUGAUUUCCGAUCAGGGAACUCGCAGCAUUAUCCUCCACCAAACUGCAAUAACCGACGAAAUUCUGCAUAGGAAUCUGCUUUUUCUUGUUCGCCACGAAGAUCCAUUCGCGCCCUUUACCCAGUCGGAGUUCCCACUCACUGGGGACUGGGGAGAUUCGGCAUUGUCUUUGCGAAGUAAGGGUUUCUCUUAGUAAUGGCGACUUCCAGCUGGCGUGACACCUACAGGGGGAUGUCAUCCGAUAAUGUGAAGGGUCUUUGUCUUGCUCUGUCGUCUAGCUUCUUCAUUGGUGCCAGUUUCAUUGUGAAAAAGAAAGGCUUGAAGAAGGCUGCUUCUUGCGGAGUACGGGCAGGAAACGGAGGCUACUCUUACUUGUAUGAGCCUCUUUGGUGGGUGGGCAUGAUAACAAUGAUUGUCGGAGAGAUAGCUAAUUUUGCAGCUUACGCAUUCGCUCCAGCUAUAUUGGUCACCCCACUUGGUGCUCUGAGCAUCAUUAUCAGUGCUGCACUUGCUCAUGUUAUUUUACAGGAGAAGCUACAUUUGUUUGGAAUCCUUGGCUGUAUCCUGUGUGUUGUGGGUUCAACAACAAUUGUUCUACACGCACCUCAAGAGAGUGAAAUCACAUCAGUGACGCAAGUUUGGGAUCUUGCUAUGGAUCCAGCAUUUAUCUUAUAUGCAGCUUUGGUUCUAAUAGCUGUCUUCAUUCUCAUCGUCUACUUUAUUCCACUCUAUGGCCAGACACACAUAAUGGUCUAUAUCGGUGUUUGUUCCCUUGUAGGUUCUCUGUCGGUCAUGAGUGUAAAGGCACUUGGAAUUGCCUUGAAGUUAACUCUCUCAGGGAUGAAUCAACUUUUUUAUCCCCAAACUUGGGCAUUCACACUGGUUGUAAUUGUUUGUGUUCUUACCCAAAUGAAUUAUCUAAAUAAGGCACUGGAUACUUUCAAUACAGCAGUGGUAUCUCCCAUAUAUUACGUUAUGUUCACAUCGUUAACCAUUUUGGCUAGCAUUAUCAUGUUUAAGGACUGGGAUAGGCAAAGUCCAACACAAGUUGUCACAGAGAUAUGCGGGUUUGUGACAAUCCUUUCAGGAACUUUUCUUCUUCACAAAACUAAGGAUAUGUCCGAUGGUUCGCAUACAUCUUUACCUGUUAGACAUCCUAGGCAUACUGAAGAUGCGCCUUUGAUUGAAGGCAUCGCCCUUCCUCUCAGACGGCAGAGUUCCUCAAGAUCAACGUGACAUUUUUACAAUUCUCUCGUGUAAACUCCGGGAAGGAAUUUUGCCACGGUCAUCGAGAAUUUCCCUACCGUGUCAGUUAUUUUUCCGGGUACAGUUGGAGGUGGAAGCAUCAGACUCUCCUGUCAGUUCUUUUGGCAUGCUGAUGAUCAUGUUUUCAGAUGCCGCUGCUCUUUACACUCCAUGCAGAAAAGAAAGGCCAAUGUAAUUUCUCUGUAAUUGAUCUUAUAAUAUAGCGUAUCACGGCCAAGUCAUGCUAGCUUUGCACCAAUUUUUGAACUGCACAGUGUAGAAAUAUUAUUAUCAGUUUUUGCCAAUCGCAAUCCAAGCAGCCUCCAGUUUGCCCUCUC
Messenger RNA from Neltuma alba, 1803 nucleotides. RefSeq names its product probable magnesium transporter NIPA4. Lineage: Eukaryota; Viridiplantae; Streptophyta; Magnoliopsida; Fabales; Fabaceae. The record is from RefSeq and is a predicted model, not a curated record. Bases 416 to 1456 code for a protein of 346 amino acids. Gene Ontology annotation, biological process: magnesium ion transport. The transcript is spliced from 9 exons. Gene Ontology annotation, cellular component: membrane. Gene Ontology annotation, molecular function: magnesium ion transmembrane transporter activity.